AUGAAGUUUCUGCGAGUUACCUUUUUAUUGUAUUUCGUAAUUCUACAAACUCUUUCUCAAACUUAUGAAAUUCCAACAGUUACAGGUGAGCUGAGUCAGGGACUAAUCACUUUUUCAGAUGUGAGUGCGAUGUGUACAGCAGAUGGGAUUACAGCGUCCAUUUACUUUGACCGACCCUUUAGUGGGAUCAUCUAUUCUGUGGGCUAUGCCAAUGUGCAUACCUGUGUGUAUUUCAAUGGAUUUAUGUCAUCAUCGGUUUUAUUUUCGAUUCCCACUCGUGGUUGUGGAACGAGAGUAAGGAGAAAUACUCACGAGGUUCUGGAAACGGUUGAGAACCGUGUUUAUGUCCAGAUGGACAAAUUGACGCAGACCUUUGCGGAUAAACAGUACUCAUUUGUUUGCCAACAGGCGUAUGUCUCGUCGAUUAAAUUGAGUAACGAAAUCCGACGUCAUCCAGUGAAAAGUCAGGCCUUUUACCAGCAGCCAAUCUCUCCAGUCAGAGGAUUCCCUCGACCUCCAGAAAAUUUGGGAGCUUCGUUUAAUCGACCGAUUACUCCGAUGAUAGACAGAGAUUGGAGAUUGCAUGAUACGACCACACAUCCAUCCUUGUGGGAACAUCAAUUAGAUCAGAAGAAAGAGAAUAUUGAAGACUUGGAUCUGAUUAAUGGCCGAGAAUCCCAUCAUUUAGAUGACUUUGAGGAUAAUUAUGUUACAUCAUCUACACAAACUUCCACAACAAGCAGAUCUCAUCCUUUUACAUUGCCCAUAAUGGAUGCGACUACGGUAAUCCCGACCUUCCACAACCAUGUGAAUAAGUGAGGGAUUCUUGAACGAAUAAAUGACUGAAUAUAAAGGACUGAAUGUCCUAAGCGCGAGCUAAGACAGUCAGGCUGAGACUAAGCCCCAAUCACGCUAAGCCUCAGCGCGGUAUGCGAGCAUUAGGCAAAAAAAUAUUCGAAAUCGAAUUUGAAUAUUGGAUAACUAUUGUUUAAGGUAACUUAAUGCGACCGGUUAAGACUUUCCAAGAUCGGAAAUUUAUGGGGAAAUUAAUACCAACUGUACUAUAAAUGGAAAAUGCAGCACAAACCCUAAAAAACCUAUAUACAUAUAUGUUCAGGUCCUAUUUAGUUUUUCACAUUCAGUCGGUUGGCGUUCAGUCAUUUCAUAUUCAGCCUCGGUUCAGAUUUUCUUUUACAUUUUUUUCCUUCAGACUGCCAUUUAGCGAAAAUUCGCGGCUUGAGGCAAAACAAAAGACGGAAGAUUUUGAGCAGAUUAGUGAUCAUGUCAUCAUGGAGAUCCUCAGCGGUAACGGACCUCAAAGCCCGCAUGUUGAUAAGGCUAUCGAAAUGGGAAGUGUCAUCACAUUGGUGACAAAGGGAAAGAAACUACAAUGUAAGUACCAAUCAAGUAAAGACAUGUACCAAACUUACAGCCAAUCGCAAUUAUAACAUGUUUGUGCACGGUUGUUAUGCGACUGAUCAAAACAAUACAGUAAAGGUGGAACUAAUAGAUCUAAGAGGGUAAGGCUUUGCUUUAUCCACACAAAGGAUAACUUGCAUUAUAAAAUAUUUUCAGAUGCUCAGUGCAUUCUUCGGUCAUUGGCAAUAUGAAAAAGACGGAGAAUGAGGACGGAUCAGUUGUAUAUUUCUUUCCUCUAAAGGCUUUCAAAUUCCCCAAUGACAACGAUGUGUUCUUCUUCUGUUCUGUUGACAUCUCUGACAACCUCCAGUUCCCGGAGCCAUGUGUAAAUCAGAAAAGAAAAGCCCGAUCUUCCAUUAUUCUACCCGAAUCCGAAAAACGAUGGUACGAAUUCUACAUUCACAAGAGUGUGGAAGUUGGACCUUCUGAAGCACCGAUUCAAACAGUCAAUGGUAAGCGAAGACGGCAUUCACAACUGCUUUCACCAUUCCAGGGGAAUCAGAGGACGGCAUGCCAGGAAUGCUGAUCGCAGCGAUCUUCCUAGUCAUCGCCCUUACCGUUUCUACGAUAACAGUUUUAGCAAUAGCUAUUAGAAAGUACAGCAAUCCAACCAAGAGUUAG
This is a messenger RNA of Bursaphelenchus xylophilus (pine wood nematode), 2040 nucleotides long. The record is from the annotation of a GenBank genome assembly. Lineage: Eukaryota; Metazoa; Nematoda; Chromadorea; Rhabditida; Aphelenchoididae.